ACAAUACUGUUGACCAAUGGGAAAUGUGCCUGCUCUCUGGAGGACUGCAGCACACGGCUGGUGGUUGAAGUGUUGCUGAACAGGAAGUUGCUGAGUAGAAUUGAGAGAACUUCAACAGACAUGAGGGUCUCUUAUCAGACUCUAGUCUUGCUUUUCUUAGCAGGCUCAUGCUCGCUCGAGAAAGUUCCAGUUCCCACAUUCGUCAGCAGACCGAUCCCAGGAACUCUACAGAACGUCAGCAAGAAUGACACUGGGGUGAAGGAGGCCGUCCUGACUGGAACCUACUCAUUUAAUAAUAAAUCCAACGAUGCUUUCCUGUUCAAAGCAUCAGCUGUUGAUGACGCAAAGAGACAGAUAGUCAAAGGUAUCCGCUAUAUUCUGGAAGUGGAGAUCUCACGGACCGUGUGCAGGAAGAGGGGCAACACUGACGACCUCAACAACUGUCCCUUCCAGACAGACAGUCUGUUACGACAGACAUUCUUCUGUCACUUUGACGUCUGGUCCAUUCCAUGGAUGAAGACAAUGUCAACUACAUAUUUUAAAUGCCGUUCAAAUUAUAUAUUCUGAAAAUGUUUUUUCAGCUGAAAUGUCACGCUAAUUUAAUACCAAACUGAAUGUGAAAAUAAAGUAAGCUGCAGUGCAGUGAUUGGCUAUCAUGUAGUGACCUUCAGUUCAUCAGAUGCUGAGCUUGUGUUGACUCAAUUAUUCAGUGAGCUUCUCUGAUGUGCAGAAGCAGCUUUACGCACCUACAGUAGAUCACAGCUUCAAUCUCUCAGCUCCCUGGCCUCUUUUCCUUUGAGCCGCAGAUCUUAUGAGCAAACUGGCCCUAUAGAGACACCAGCACUGAUCACACACACAUCUAUCGGGUUUGUAUGCACAGACUUAUUGAUUUUUUUGACUACUCAUUUACUAUGUGUUAUUGGAAAUGUGCAUGACAUACUUGUCCUAGAUUCAUAACUCCAUAUGGCCAUUAGGUGUGUACAAGCAUCCGAUGGGACAGAGGUUCUCAACCGGAUUUGUUUCAGAAGCCAGAUUUGGAGUGGACAUGAAGCAGUGAUCAUACAAA
This is a messenger RNA of Sinocyclocheilus grahami, 1066 nucleotides long. Its product is annotated as cystatin-F-like. The transcript is spliced from 4 exons. Gene Ontology annotation, biological process: negative regulation of microglial cell activation; positive regulation of myelination; immune response. The coding region runs from base 121 to 567 and encodes 148 amino acids. Lineage: Eukaryota; Metazoa; Chordata; Actinopteri; Cypriniformes; Cyprinidae. Gene Ontology annotation, cellular component: lysosome; late endosome; endoplasmic reticulum. The record is from RefSeq and is a predicted model, not a curated record. Gene Ontology annotation, molecular function: cysteine-type endopeptidase inhibitor activity.